This is a messenger RNA of Neltuma alba, 7187 nucleotides long. Its product is annotated as helicase and polymerase-containing protein TEBICHI. The transcript has 26 exons. Gene Ontology annotation, biological process: double-strand break repair; DNA-templated DNA replication. The record is from RefSeq and is a predicted model, not a curated record. The coding region runs from base 169 to 6681 and encodes 2170 amino acids. Lineage: Eukaryota; Viridiplantae; Streptophyta; Magnoliopsida; Fabales; Fabaceae. Gene Ontology annotation, molecular function: DNA-directed DNA polymerase activity; DNA binding; ATP binding.
ACUGCCGCCAUUGCAGAACCGUUCCCUCCUUAAUCGGCUGAACUGGAGACGCUCGACAUGAGGACUCAAGGGGUUAGCGGCGUCCUCGGUGGGACUCUCGCGCCUAGACGACGGCGAAGAAGGGCCUAGCUUUUCUGCAUACUUUCGUGGAAUUCCACCUCGUCCACCAUGGCCUCUGGUUCGCCUAGGGACCGUAUCGAUCAGUUUUUCGUUUCAAAGAAAAGGAAAGCCGAGUCACCUGUUUCUAAGCAUGGAAGAUCUGAAAAGGGUGGAAGAACUACUGUCGAUGGUUCUCCGAGUGCUAAAGGUACCCUGGACAGUUACCUGGUUUCUUCGCAGGAAAAUUCCAGUGCUGCUAGGCUGUCAUACACUCCCACCGAUCCUUCGGCUAGGGCGGAUGCAGUCAAAAGAAGUCUGGCACCUAUGAUUAAUAGUUCUUUUGACAAUGAACGUAAGCAGCUUGUUCCGCCUGCUCAAAUUCAUCAAUACUCUCAAGCAACUCAGAAGGGACUAACAAAUGAUUUACCCAAGGCGAGUGAUGAAGCAGUUGAAAAACCUGCCCGAGAAAAUAACGCAGAUAGCAGACAGGGAGAGCGUAAACAGUUUGCAGCAGACUUUUUGUCGCUGUAUUGUAGUGGAUUACGCAGCAUUAAUUCUCCUUUAGAGGUGAAGGAAGAUGACUCUAAGAGAAACAAUGCUUUAACAUUCUCGGAGGUGAAGAGUAGUUUGCUCCAGAAGUGUAAUGAUGCCAAUAAUGAAUCCCCUUCUGGUGAUGAAAACCUUUUCACUGUUGACAAAAACCCUGACAACAUCAAUCCUGAUGCUGCUGGUAUUUCUUCAGCGUUUGUCUCUGGCAGUAACACAGAGCAGGUUUACACUGGUGACGAUAAUAAUGCUCUGGACAGAAGCUUUAAAAGAUGUAAUUAUACACCUAAAUCAUCUGUGAAUAUGAAUAAAUGCUUCACACCAGGAUCCUUGGUUGUUAAAGAUUGCGUUAAGGAGACCCCAAAGUCAACACGUGGGAGCUCAAUGUUUUCGCCUGGGGAGGCAUUUUGGGAUGAAGCAAUUCAACUAGCUGAUGGUUUGUGUGCUCCCAGAACUUAUAAUUCUUGUGAGGCUGGUGGACAUAAUGAGAUGGCAGAAGACCAAGUUUGUGAGAAGAAUUCAUGUAAUUUACAAAACAACGAGGGCAAGCCAAGCAAAAUAUUGCGUCAGAGUCCAAGCAGAGGUGAGAAUUUGGAAAGUGUUACUCCUUUUGGGUUGGUUGGGAUGCAUGGAAAAGAUUCUGUGAAAGAAGUGUCCGGCCUGCCUGUUAAGCAUUUUGAUUUUUCAUUUGAGGACACUAAUUUGGAUGAGAAUUCUCCACAACAAUGUGGUGCUGGCGAUCUGAUCAGCAUAACUCAUGAGGGUCACAGACAGUAUGAAAUAGGUUCCGUCAACACUAAAAAAGUGAACUUUACCAAGAACUUCACUGUAGUUGGGACACUUCAUACAGAUGGAAUAACGAAUGAAGUGCAGGAGAAGGCUUCAGUCCAUGCUGCAAGCAGGGAAGUGAAUUUACCAAGCCAGCAUGAUGAUAUUCUGACAUCUAAUUCAGCCCGUACUCAUUCAUCUGAUGAAACCAGCACUCCUUCGAGCAAUAUGUUUUUUCAUGAUCGUUUAGACCUUAACAGGUGGCUUCCACCUGAAAUAUGCAGCAUAUAUAGGAAAAAAGGAAUCUCAAAGCUAUAUAAGUGGCAGGUUGAUUGCCUUCAGGUGGAUGGUGUCUUGCAGAGAAGAAAUCUGGUAUAUUGUGCUUCUACAAGUGCCGGGAAGAGUUUUGUUGCUGAGAUUUUAAUGCUACGGAGGGUGGUUUUGACGGGAAAAAUGGCCAUGCUUGUUCUUCCUUAUGUGUCAAUUUGUGCAGAAAAGGCAGAACACCUUGAGCGUCUUCUUGAGCCGCUUGGCAAACAUGUACGUAGUUAUUAUGGGAAUCAAGGUGGUGGAACGCUUCCUAAAGAUACUUCCGUAGCUGUAUGCACAAUAGAGAAGGCAAACUCCUUGAUAAAUAGAUUAUUGGAAGAGGGCCGUCUAUCAGAAAUGGGAGUUAUUGUGAUAGAUGAACUACAUAUGGUUGGGGAUCCAAGUAGAGGUUAUCUUCUAGAACUUAUGUUGACAAAACUUCGUUAUGCUGCUGGCGAAGGUCAUUCAGAAUCAAGUAGUGGAGAAAGUUCAGGUGGGAGCAGCAAUAAAGCUGAUCCUGCUCAAGGACUGCAGAUGGUUGGAAUGAGUGCAACAAUGCCUAAUGUUGCUGCAGUUGCUGAUUGGCUUCAAGCAGCACUAUAUCAGACUGAGUUUCGACCAGUUCCCUUAGAAGAAUAUAUUAAGGUUGGUAAUUGCAUCUAUAACAAGAGAAUGGAACUUGUUAGAACAGUCUCAAAAGCAGCUGACCUUGGUGGUAGAGAUCCUGAUCAUGUUGUUGAACUGUGUAAUGAGGUUGUUCAAGAGGGACAUUCAGUGUUGAUAUUUUGCUCCAGCAGAAAGGGAUGUGAAUCAACUGCAAAGCAUGUGGCAAAGUUCCUUAACAAGUUUACUGUUGACAUUCACAAAAGUGAUUGUGAGUUUGCUGAUAUUACGUCAGCUAUUGACUCUUUGAGAAAAUGCCCGGGUGGGUUGGACCCCAUACUGGAGGAAACAGUUCCUUCUGGUGUUGCAUUUCACCAUGCUGGACUCACGGUUGAGGAAAGAGAGAUUAUUGAAACUUGUUACCGCAGAGGCCUUCUGCGUGUUUUAACUGCUACAUCAACCUUAGCAGCUGGAGUUAACUUGCCAGCCAGGCGGGUCAUUUUUCGCCAGCCCAGAAUUGGUCGUGAUUUUAUUGAUGGGACGAGGUACAAGCAGAUGGCUGGUCGGGCUGGUCGCACUGGAAUUGAUACAAAAGGAGAAAGUGUACUCAUCUGCAAAUCAGAAGAAAUAAAAAAAGUUAUGGGACUUCUUAAUGAAAAUUGUCCACCAUUACAUUCGUGUUUGUCUGAAGAUAUCAAUGGAAUGACUCAUGCAAUCCUUGAAGUUGUGGCUGGAGGAACGGUUCAAACUGCUAAUGAUAUUCAUCGUUAUGUUCGAUGCACUCUUCUGAACUCCACAAGACCAUUUCAAGAUGUGGUGAAAUCAGCGCAAGAAUCCCUUAGGUGGCUGUGCCAAAGAAAAUUCGUUGAAUGGAAUGAAGAAACCAAACUUUACAGUACCACACCUCUUGGACGGGCAGCCUUUGGCAGUUCUCUCUGUCCUGAAGAAUCACUUAUUGUGCUAGCUGACCUUUCAAGGGCACGGGAAGGAUUUAUCCUUGCAUCAGACUUGCAUUUAGUUUACUUGGUGACACCAAUCAAUGUUGAUGUUGAGCCAGAUUGGGAACUGUACUAUGAGCGUUUUCUGCAGCUGUCUCCACUUGAUCAGUCAGUAGGCAAUCGAGUGGGUGUGACAGAACCAUUCUUGAUGCGCAUGGCUCAUGGCGCACCAGUAUCCACUUCAAACAAGUCAAGAGACACUACAAAAUGGAUGCGCCGUAAACAAGGAAAUCAAAUUGCGAUAUCCCAUGGAACAGCUAACUCAGAUGAUCACACACUUCGUGUGUGUAAAAGAUUCUAUGUUGCUCUUAUUUUGUCAAGACUAGUUCAGGAAACACCUGUCAGUGAGGUUUGUGAAGCGUUUAAAGUUGCCAGAGGAAUGGUUCAAGCCUUGCAAGAGAAUGCUGGAAGGUUUGCAUCAAUGGUUUCUGUGUUCUGUGAGAGGCUUGGAUGGCAUGAUCUUGAAGGCUUGGUUGCCAAGUUUCAAAAUCGUGUAUCAUUUGGAGUCAGAGCAGAGAUUGUAGAGCUUACCACUAUUCCAUAUGUUAAGGGUUCUCGGGCCAGAGCACUCUAUAAAGCAGGUUUACGUACACCUCUUGCAAUUGCUGAAGCAUCCAUUCCUGAAAUAGUAAAAGCACUAUUUGAAUCUGCAUCAUGGGCCUCUGGUGGUUCUGCACAAAGGCGUGUACAAGUUGGUGUAGCCAAGAAGAUAAAGAAUGGUGCUCGUAAGAUUGUUCUUGAUAAAGCUGAAGAGGCAAGGGUUGCUGCCUUUUUAGCCUUUAAAUCACUUGGCUACGAUGUCCCACAGUUUGCUCCCCCAGUGUUGUCCCCUCUUGCUUCUGAUUCUAAUGGGCAAGGAGCAGGGGGUACCUCCUCUGGAAGUGAUGCAGCUGAUUCUAAUAAUAGCUUUAUUGAUGCAGACCACAUGGAAACUUCUGAUCAGGGUCAUUUAGAAAAUGAGAGAGAAGAUGUAAAAAAAUCAUCUUGCAAUGGUGGUCACGCAGAAGAAAAAUCAAGAAGUGCAAUGCGAUGUAAUGUUUCUACUGAAAAGUUUUUAGUUUCAGUUGAGGACUCUCUGAGGGGUGGGGUCAAUGGUACUUUUAAAUCCACUGAAGAUACGGUUGCUGCCACCACCAAUAAUUUACCGAAACCAAAUGAUCAUACUGGGCUCCAUGAUAGAUGUCUUUCUCAUGGUAUAGAGAAACAAUAUUUGAAGGAAAAUAUGGCUAUUGUUAAAAUGGAUAACCCGUGCCAGAGAGGUCCUAUCAAUGCAGCAUGUAGUCCUGGUGGGUUUGAUUCAUUUUUGGAUAUAUGGGACAGUACACCAGAAUUCUACUUUGAUAUCCACUACAACAAGCGGUUGGAACUGAACUCUGCUGCCCCUUUUGAAAUACAUGGCAUAGCCAUCUGUUGGGAAAAUUCUCCUGUGUACUAUAUUAAUCUUCCCAAGGAUCUUCUGUGGAUUGGUGAUAGGGGAGAUGAUAACAUUUCCUUGAGUGCAUUCGGUAAUAAACAUAAGGUUUCAUCUUCUAAGACUGACUUGGAGAUCGCUAGGCAUAGAUGGAGCAUGAUUUGUAAAAUUAUGGGGAAAAGAGAUGCCAGGAAGUUCUCCUGGAAUUUGAAGACUCAGAUUCAGGUGCUUAAAAGGCCUGCAGUUUCAGUUCAGAGAUUUGGCUGCCUGGAUAACAUUGACAAGAAUAUGGACCUUUCUGUUGUAGACAAUUCACACGUAUUAUUGCCCCCUAUCCAUGUUAAAGAUGCAAUUGACUUGUGCAUCACGUCUUGGAUUCUCUGGCCUGAUGAAGAGAGGAGCGCCAACCCAAAUCUGGAGAAGGAAGUGAAGAAAAGAUUAUCCAGCGAGGAUGUUGCAGCAGCUAAUCGGAGUGGAAGAUGGAAGAAUCAGAUGCGUAGAGCCGCACAUAAUGGGUGCUGCCGUCGGGCAGCACAAAUGCGAGCCUUAUGUUCUGUUCUAUGGAAAUUACUUGUUUCUGAAGGGCUUGUUGGAGUGCUUAUGAGCAUAGAAAUCCCUUUGGUAAAUGUUCUUGCUGACAUGGAAUGCUGGGGAAUUGGUGUUGACUUGGAGAGAUGCAUCCAGGCUCGUAAAUUGUUGGCAAGGAGACUAAGGUAUCUUGAGAAAGAAGCUUAUAGGCUGGCUGGGAGGACUUUUUCAUUGCAUAUGCCGGCAGAUAUUGCAAAUGUACUAUAUGAACACCUGAAGCUGCCCGUACCUAGUGGGAGCAAUAAAGGAAAGCAACAUUUGAGUACUGAUAAGCAUUGUUUGGACGCGCUAAGGCAUGAGCAUCCCAUUGUUCCAGUCAUCAAAGAGUAUCGUAUGUUGGCAAAGCUCUUAAACUCCACUCUGGGGUCUAUAUGCUCACUGGCUAGGCUAUCUGUAAGCACACAGAAGUACACGUUACAUGGUCAUUGGCUCCAGACGUCCACAGCAACUGGUCGGCUGUCAAUGGAAGAACCUAAUCUUCAGUGUGUCGAGCAUGAGGUGGAAUUCAACAUGGAAGAGGAUAAAAAUGGAGGUGAUGCUGAUGAUCAUCACUACGUUGUUAAUGCUCGUGAUUUCUUUAUCCCCACUCAGGAAGAUUGGUUACUGUUAACAGCAGAUUACUCUCAGGUAGAAUUGAGGUUGAUGGCUCACUUCUCAAAGGACUCUUCACUCGUUGAACUUCUCAGCAAACCUGAUGGCGAUGUCUUUACAAUGAUAGCAGCUAGAUGGAUUGGGUGUUCUGAGGAUAGUGUGGGCUCCCAUGAAAGAGAUCAGACCAAAAGGAUGGUGUAUGGCAUUCUUUAUGGCAUGGGUGCCAAUAGCCUUGCAGAACAACUGGACUGCUCUCCCGUCGAAGCUGAUGAAAAGAUUAAAAACUUCAAAAGCUCUUUUCCUGGUGUUGCUUCUUGGCUUCAAGAAGCUGUUGCGUCUUGUCGUAGCAAAGGAUAUGUGGAGACUCUCAAGGGAAGAAAACGAUUUUUGUCAAAAAUAAAAUUUGGCGGCAGUAAAGAAAAAUCAAAAGCUCAGAGGCAAGCUGUGAAUUCCGUUUGUCAGGGGUCUGCUGCUGACGUAAUUAAGAUUGCAAUGUUAAGAAUCUACUCUGUUAUUGUCGAUGACAUUAAUAGCCCAGGCUCCAGUUGCUCUUUGGCUACCAGGUUUCAUAUGCUUAGAGAUCGGUGUCGCAUUCUGUUACAGGUUCAUGAUGAAUUGGUGCUGGAAGCUGAUCCCUCGGUAAUUAAGGAAGCUGCCCUGUUGUUGAAGGCUAGCAUGGAGAAUGCUGUCUCACUUCUUGUUCCUCUGCCCGUUAAACUUAUGGUUGGGAGAACAUGGGGAUCUUUGGAGCCUUUGAUACCUGAUUGAGUUUAAAGACUAGUUCUUCAGGACAACAGGAAAAUUCUUAAGACGUCGAGAAAUGCAGCCACAGUAGAUUGGCAGUGAAAGAAAAAGACUAGCAGGAAAACAGGAAAAUUCUUUGGAGAGGAUUGUUGUCUCUUAAGGGGAGGAAAGAACGAUGCUGCGACUCUAGUGAUCAAUCAUGGAGCGUCUGUCAGACAAUCAGAGAAACGAUUAAUGAAGCAACAAGAUGAGCUUCAAUGCCCCGCAUGCGCCAGUACUGUUAUCACUCCUCUUCUUUUUCUUUUUUCUUUUUGCCAGAAAUACCGUUGUCCCUCUUCAAUUCAUUCUUUUUAAUAGAAAAAUUAAAUCUUGUAGAGUUCUUUUAUGAAAGCUAAUGUAAAUGGAACAACUUAUCUUCCAUUUUGUAAAGUUAAGAACCACAUAAUUCAUUUAUCCAUUUUGAUAUUUGCUUCAAAAUUCAACAUGCUCCCGUUUGUACCAUUUUUUUUGGGAGAAAGGAAGGCUUUUUA